AUGCGUCUUUCAGCCGAAGCUACCAGUGUGACGUCCAAUCUAGUUAACCGGACGCUUCUUCAACAACAACAGCUAGUCAGCCACCACGAGGAGAAAGAGAAGGAACAGGAUACCGUUUUUGGAGUGAAGGAGGAGGGGGAGAUAACUGUCACAUUGAAAGAGGAGGAUGAGACUGGAGAUCUGAUUAACACCGAAGAGGGACCAGACUCUCACUCUGACAGCGGGGAGAGUCCUUCAGAGGAACCAGAUGCAGAGACGUCCAAACAAGCGAGACGACACCACUGUUCCCAGUGUGGAAAGAGUUUUACUCAGUUAAGGGGCCUGAAAAUGCAUAGGAGAAUACACACAGGAGAUACACCUUACCACUGUAUCCACUGUGGAAAGAGUUUUAGGUGGUUAGGGAGCCUAAAGGACCAUAAGAGAAUACACACGGGAGAGAAGCCUCACCACUGCUCCGAUUGUGGAAAGCGCUUUACCCGAUUACUACAUCUGACAUCACAUCAAAGGACACACACAGGAGAAAAGCCUUUCCCAUGUUCCCAGUGUGGAAAGGGUUUUACCCAGUUAGGGAGCCUGAAGGAGCAUGAGAGAAUACACACAGGAGAAAGCCCUUUCCCAUGCUCCCAGUGUGGAAAGAGUUUUACCCGUUUAAGAAGCCUGAAGGGGCAUGAGAGGACACACACAGGAGAAAGGCCUUUCCAAUGUUCCCAGUGUGGAAAGGGUUUUAACCGGAUAGGGAGUCUGAAGGAGCAUGAGAGGACACACACGGGAGAAAAGCCUUUCCAAUGUUCUCAGUGUGGAAAUAGAUUUACCCGGUUAGGGAACCUAAAAGGGCAUGAAAGAAUACAUAUAAAACCACAGGAGGAGGAGAAGAAAUACCACUGCUCUCAUUGCGGAAAGACAUUUUUCCGAUCAGAGGACCUGAAAACACAUGAGAGAAUAGAGAGGCUGUGUACUGACUUAAGUUUUUGACUGAGAAUGUGUGUUUUUGUUCAUGCCACAUGAAAUCAAAUUGUAAAUGCAAAAGCUUGCUAAGAAAUAGGCCUACAUUUGUUUUUCAUUUUUAACCUUGAGACAUACAGGGUGUUUCUCAAUAUGCAUACGUUCUCUUGAGUACUUUCUUGUGAGGAUGAAUGUGGAGAAGGCAUAAAACAUUUGAUUUGAGAAGCAAUCGCACUCCCCGUACUGUAUUACCUCACGCUGCAUCUCCCCAUUCACUGAA
Messenger RNA from Salvelinus sp. IW2-2015, 1222 nucleotides. The record is from RefSeq and is a predicted model, not a curated record. Lineage: Eukaryota; Metazoa; Chordata; Actinopteri; Salmoniformes; Salmonidae.